CACGUCGCCCUGCUGAACCUUUCAAAAAGUGCAGUAAGCCUCACUAGUUAUUUCUUCUUUCACUGAAGCAGAAAUAUACUGGCAACUUUUUCGUAUUACAACUCCCAAUCAGUUCACCGUAUCAACGUAAAGGAAGUCAGACACAGAUUCUAUGGACACGGGAUCAACGGACGAGGAGCAAGCUAUUCGGGCACUCCUGGGAACAGAUUCUUUUGGAAAGCAAUCGCGGCAGUCAAAUACACAAGCCCAAUUGGAUCAAUCAAGACGAAAAGAUGCUCGGCCAAAGAAACUAGCGUUGGCAUACUCGUCGAGCGAAAGCGGCAGUGUGAAGUCAGACCAUGAUGGCGAUGAAGAUGACGACGACGAGGAGGAGGAUGAAGAUGAGUUCCCUGUAUCUCAUGAGCUUGUUCUCAAGUCCCACGAGAAGCCUGUCACUUCAGUUACAGUAGAUCCGUCAGGCGCGCGUCUUAUAUCUGGCUCCACUGAUUGCACUUUUAAGCUACAUGACUUUGCGUCCAUGACGCCGACCACUUUACGCGCAUUCAAAAGUGUUGACCCGUCCGAGACGAAAACUUCCGCAAGCUCAGAGACACAUCCUAUACAUCAAGUCACUAUAAACCCUCUGGCCGCGAAUCAGAUGCUUGUGAUCACUGCAUUGCCACAGGCAAAAAUAUUUAAUAGAGAUGGCGAAAUGGUAAUGGAAUGUGUUAAGGGCGACAUGUAUCUACGUGACAUGCAUAACACCAAGGGGCACAUAUCUGAAGUAUCAUGCGGCGCAUGGCACCCGACCCGUCGAGAGUUAUUCGUGACGGCAUCUCAUGACAGCACGCUGAGAAUAUGGGACAUCAAUAACCCUCGAUCUCAACGGGACGUGCUUGUAUUCAAGUCAAGGGCGGCUGGAUCGGCCGGUAGAACCCGUAUGACUGCCGUUGCGUGGGGUUCACAAGCACAAGGUGGUCCAAAUCAGUUCGUGGCAGCUGCUUUGGAUGGGAGUCUUGUUAUGUACCCAGGUGACGGACCGUAUCAUCGACCUGUGGCAGAGAUCCGAGAUGCCCAUAUCGAAAAUACGUGGACAAGCAGCCUUGCGAUCAGUGGUGAUGGUCGACUAGUUGUCUCGCGGGGAGGAGACGAUAAGCUCAAACUUUGGGAUACGCGAAAGUUCAAGCUGGCCAUUACCACCGUUGAUAUGCCUUCAAUGUCGGGCCAGUUCCCUACAUCGAACAUUGUAUUCUCACCCUCCUCCGCCAACCUGAUUACGGGUUCUGAAACAGGCCACCUGCAUAUCCUGAAUCCGGCAACUCUACGCCCUGAACUUUCCACGCCUGUGACCCCCGGCUCUCCACUCGUAACAGUGGCUUGGCAUCCCAAACUCAACCAAAUCAUUACAGGCUCUGCCAAUGGUGAGAUACAUGUGAUGUAUAAUCCCAAUAUCUCCAAUGGCGGUGCCAAAAUGGUCAUGCUAAAGGCUCCCAAACGGCGCCAUGUCGAUGACGACCCGAACCUUACAAUGGACCUCUCGCAGGGUGUCUCUGCCGACCAGAUCAUUACUCCUGGUGCUGGGCCCUCUAUUUCAGGCACAUCUUUUGCGUCCCGCCAUCCCACGCUAGGACUUACGGCCAGUGGAAAGUCGCGAGAUCCACGACGACCACAUUUACCGCACAGUGGUCCGUUUACUAAGAAUAACCCAGAUGAGAAGUACGUGAAGGAGGAGUUUAGCUUAAGUUCGAUGAGGGACGAAGAUCCAAGAGAGGCGCUUUUGAGGUAUGCGGAGAAGCCGAAGAACGCUCAAGAGGCCGAAAAUACCGCGUUGGUUUCGGGCUAUGACGGUGGAAGUGACGAAGACGAACCUAAGAGCAAGAAGAUCCGUCGAUGAACUAACAUGAACAUCACAAUCAGACCCCAUAGAAGCCUUGCUCGAAGCAGAUUAUGGACAUAGUCUCAAAAACUCAUGCCGACGUCAUGGUCUCCUUAAGCUUCAUUGCUGUCCUUCAGUAAAAUUCUUUAAGUCGCACAUCGAUUCGCUGUCCUUAGUAUUAUCACAUCCCAUAUUUCUUGAGCACAUACUUCAGGUGCUCUGUAUUCGCCUCGCACUCGUCGAUUCGAUCGGGCGGUCGUGCAUACUAUGCUUGUCUCCCAUAGACCUGUGAUACGCUUCCUAUGAGUGGUUAGAUUCCUUCUUCC
Molecule: messenger RNA, 2181 nt
Organism: Verruconis gallopava
Lineage: Eukaryota; Fungi; Ascomycota; Dothideomycetes; Venturiales; Sympoventuriaceae
Exons: 3
Coding region: 152-1873 (573 amino acids)
Biological process (GO): regulation of DNA double-strand break processing
Cellular component (GO): nucleus; site of double-strand break
Molecular function (GO): protein binding
Source: RefSeq, a predicted model, not a curated record